AUGCCCCGCAGCUCCCUGGCCAUGUCCCGCUCAGAAUCAACCGGCGUGACCCUCCAAGAUCUUCCAAAAUCAAAUGUCUUCACCACAAAGCUCCCACCCGAUGCGCAAUUCCCGACCCCUGAAUCCUCUGCAGGAGCAACCCGCUCACAGCUCGGUCCGCGCAUGGUAAAAGCUGCAUUAUACACAUAUGUUCGUCCCGACCCGGUAGAAGAUAAUCCCGAGCUCCUGGCCGUAUCACCGCUGGCACUCCGUUCUAUUGGUCUCGCUUCCACGGAACCUACAAAACCAGAGUUCCUCAGAUUAGUCUCUGGGAAUGGCGGCUUCGAGGAUAUAUCGUACCCAUGGGCACAAUGUUACGGCGGCUGGCAAUUCGGGCAGUGGGCAGGUCAGUUGGGCGACGGCCGAGCAAUCUCGCUCUUCGAAGCUACGAAUCCAGAAACCAAAAUUCGAUACGAGCUUCAACUCAAAGGAGCAGGGCAAACACCGUAUUCUAGAUUCGCAGACGGAAAGGCAGUGCUGAGGAGCAGUAUCAGAGAGUUUAUUGUAUCGGAGUACCUAUAUUCGAUCGGUAUUCCGAGCACACGGGCGCUAAGUUUGACACUCUUGCCUGGCAAUCAGGCCAUUCGGGAGAACAUCGAGACUUGCGCAAUCGUAUGCCGCUUUGCUGAGAGCUGGAUUCGUAUUGGGACCUUUGACCUUCUGAGAGCAAGGGGGGAUAGAAAAAAUUUGAGGCUUCUGUCAGAUUAUGUCCGGGAGGAGGUUUUGAAAACGAAGGAGAGGGUAGAUGGUGAAGACGGGUCAAGCGGGGUGCGCGGGGAUGGAGUUAGAAAUAGGUACGAAGAUAUGUACAGGGAGAUUGUUCGAAGAAAUGCCUUGACGGUAGCGAAAUGGCAGGCAUACGGCUUUAUGAACGGUGUUUUGAACACUGAUAAUACGAGCAUCAUGGGGUUAAGUCUUGAUUUUGGACCGUUCUCUUUCAUGGAUAGCUUCAACCCCAAAUUCACACCGAAUCACGACGACCACACGCUCCGCUACUGCUACAAGAAUCAGCCAACAAUAAUCUGGUGGAACCUCGUCCGCCUAGCAGAAGACCUCGCCGAGCUCUUCGCUGCAACCCCCGAAAUGCUCGACUCAGAAGUCGGCGAAGAAUACAAAUCUAUUUUCUUAGCGGAAUACAAACAACUCAUGGCAACACGCCUUGGAUUUACCGGGCUUCGGGAGACAGAUAUGGAUGAUGUUUACUCCCCGCUACUAGAUAUCCUCGAGGACGCACAUGUCGACUUUGGCCACUUCUUUAGACGCCUUUCCGAAUUGCCAAUUUUUGAACUUAUGGAGAGUGAUGAGGAAGCCCAAUUGACUGCGGCAGAGGGGCUUAUGCCGAAGGCUGUGCUCACGACUGUACAGAAGGGGCCGGAGAAAAUACUCAAGUGGUUAAAGCUCUACGCGGAGCGACUAGAGGAAAAGGAGGAUGCAAAGAGAAUGGAGAGGAUGAAAAAAGUUAAUCCAAAGUUCAUUCCGAAGAAUUGGGUUCUUGAAGAGAUCAUUCAGAGAGUAGAGCAGAAGGGUGAGAGGGGUGUGUUGGGGGAUGUGAUAAAGCUGGUUGAGAACCCAUUUGCCGAUCGAUGGGAGGGGGUGAAGGAUGCUGAGAGGUGGUGUGGGGAUGUGCCAAAGUUGGAGGUUGGUAUGCAGUGCAGUUGCUCCAGCUGA
Tuber melanosporum (Perigord truffle) is the source of this 1707-nucleotide messenger RNA. RefSeq lists its product as uncharacterized. The coding region runs from base 1 to 1707 and encodes 568 amino acids. The record is from RefSeq and is a predicted model, not a curated record. The transcript is spliced from 4 exons. Lineage: Eukaryota; Fungi; Ascomycota; Pezizomycetes; Pezizales; Tuberaceae.